Schizosaccharomyces osmophilus is the source of this 795-nucleotide messenger RNA. It is a transcript of the gene sde2, whose product is annotated as intron-specific pre-mRNA splicing-ubiquitin fusion protein Sde2. NCBI's taxonomy places the organism in Eukaryota, Fungi, Ascomycota, Schizosaccharomycetes, Schizosaccharomycetales, Schizosaccharomycetaceae. The record is from RefSeq and is a predicted model, not a curated record. The transcript has a single exon. Gene Ontology annotation, cellular component: nucleus. Bases 1 to 795 code for a protein of 264 amino acids.
AUGGAAAAAACAGUAUUUUUCAAUGGAUUUCCGUCCAAAAAGGUUGUUCAAGUCCAUUCGAAUGCUUCUUCGACCUUAAAAGAGGCAUUGGUUCAGGCUUUUGGCAAACAAGCUGAUCGUCUGCUGAAUUCUUUUUACUUGACACACGAAAGCCGAAUUGUUUGUCCGUCUACAUCAAUAUGUAGUUUGGAAGCCAAUGUUUUGAACAAAGACGUAAAUCUUUGGCUUUGCGGACGAGUUUUAGGAGGUAAAGGUGGAUUUGGUAGCCAACUACGAGCUGCCGGUGGUCGGAUGUCGAAAAAGCGAAAUGAGCAAGAAAAUCAAGAUUCUUGUAGAGAUUUAGAUGGCAAUCGUCUUGGAACCGUUCGUGAAGCGAAGGAAUUGUCUGAAUAUUUAGCCAAGAAACCCUCGGAAAGUCGAGCUAAAAAGGAAGAGAAAAAACAAAAGUUAAAAAAACUUCUUUCUACGGAGCAAAAUGUCCCUCGGUUCGAUGACCAUGAAUUCUUGGAAGACAUAGACAAUUCUGUAUCUGAGACACGCAACGCUUUCCAAUCUUCUUUGGCCCAUCGUCGUGGCUCUUCCUCGGCUGUUUCAUUUUCCUCUUCAGAUCAAAGUUCUUUGAAUGAGAACGAGCCAUCUUCUUCCAACAAAGGAAAAGAGUCUUUGAAAGAAGGCAAAGAAGGCGUACAAUCCCAUGAUUCAUGGCUUCAACGCAUGGAGGCAGCUGCUUCGGAAGACGACGAUGAAGAUGAACAAUUCAAAGCGCUAGACGGUUGGGAUGAUGAAUUUGUAUAA